UUAUUAUUUGUAAGAAAAUAUUAUAUUGUUAUUAGAAAUUAUAUAAAAUGAAUAAUGUGUAUUUAAAUUUAUUAAAAUUUAAAAAAUCCUAAAUGUCACUUACAUAUCACGCGCACACGCGGGUUCUAAUCGGAACACAAAUUUCCCAAGAAAAGAAUGCCAAUAGCCGAAGCUGGCUCCUCAAUGUAUACUUGUACAUUUAAGGACCAACCUGUGUAUAUAUCCCCAAUUUUCACAAUUUUAAAUUUAAAAUCAACAAUUAUUAUGAAAAUAUAUUUUUUUUAAAAAAAAAUUAAAUUAGAUACCAUAACAUACACACACGCUCUCUCUCUCUCUCUCUAUAUAUAUCGACUAUCGUACUCUGCUAAAUAAGAGUACAGUCAUGAGUCAUCUCAUGGCGGUUUCGGAACACGCCUCUCCACACAAAGAAGAAAUAACGCAUCUCACUGUACGCAAAACUUCCCUCUUCUUCGCCGGCGACGGAUUCACCGCUUACGAUUGCAGCGGUCAGUUAGUUUUCCGAGUCGAUUCCUACGGCCGCGACAUAGGCGACACCGGCGAACUCGUUCUCAUGGACGCCGCCGGCGGUUGCAUCCUCACUCUCCGCCGCAAGAGGCCGAGCAUGCACCGGCGGUGGGAAGGCUACGCCGGCGAGAGGAUCGCCGGCCAGAAACCGGCGUUUAGCGUUCGGCGAUCCGCGAUUAUCGGAUGGUCGAACGUGACGGUUGAGGCGUACGGCGAUCCAGGCGAGGAGUACCUAAUCGAAGGCUCCUUCGCUUGCCGGAAGUGCACCGUCUUCAAUUCCGAGAAGGAACCGGUGGCGGAGAUCCGCCGGAAGGUGGAUAACUGCGCCAAUAUCGUUCUCGGAAAAGACGUGUUCAUACUUUCCGUUCAGCGCGGAUUCGAUCUCGCGUUCGCCAUGAGUUUGGUUUUGGUGCUCGAUCGGAUCGACGGCGAUGAUAACGCCGUCCACAAAACACGAUUUUAGCUGCACCAAUCCAAUUUACCUUCACAUAUAUAGACCACGACUUCUAAGAGUCGUGUUCCUUCCUAGCUAGCCCUUGGUUUUAGUUAGUGAUAACGGCUACUUACUUCAAAAGUCUUUCUCUAAUUAAUCCGUGAAAGCUUUUGGGCAAUUUUUAUGGAACAACCUUCCUUUAAGUAAAUCAAUGAAAUGAUUGUGAGUUAAAAAUAAAUCUACAAUUGAUAGCAUAAUGACAAUUGCUGAUGUGUGCUGAUUGGAUCUAGUUAUAUUCGAGUAGAUAAUCAUCAUAUAUAAAAAGAAUUUAAAAUUUAAAUUCUAAACUCUAUUUACUUUUAUUUUAAAUUUUAUUAUUGUAGAAUUCAUGAUUAUAUGGAAGUGAACAUACUUCUUUAACAUGAUGAGGUAUUUUGAUUUUGAAUAGCAAAAUUAUGAAUUGAAAU
Molecule: messenger RNA, 1425 nt
Organism: Andrographis paniculata
Lineage: Eukaryota; Viridiplantae; Streptophyta; Magnoliopsida; Lamiales; Acanthaceae
Product: protein LURP-one-related 5-like
Exons: 2
Coding region: 383-988 (201 amino acids)
Source: RefSeq, a predicted model, not a curated record